Hemiscyllium ocellatum (epaulette shark) is the source of this 5266-nucleotide messenger RNA. RefSeq lists its product as uncharacterized. The transcript has 7 exons. The record is from RefSeq and is a predicted model, not a curated record. Lineage: Eukaryota; Metazoa; Chordata; Chondrichthyes; Orectolobiformes; Hemiscylliidae. Gene Ontology annotation, molecular function: RNA binding. Gene Ontology annotation, biological process: protein ubiquitination; Notch signaling pathway. The coding region runs from base 493 to 4326 and encodes 1277 amino acids.
UUUUUUCUCUGGUGUUGCUGAGAGGAGUCUCCUGUGGGCUCAUUCUAACUUUCUCAAGACUCCCAAGAUAACAGAGCUGGGUUGGGUCUCAAUGCCCUGUGAUGCCAGGGAGAAGGAUGGCACGCUGCCUGCUUAUUUGUGAUGUUUGUUUUGAGUUAGGAAAGAAGAGAGAGUGAACAUUCAGAGAAUGGCAGUGGAUUGAGGGAGCCGAGUGUGUUGUAGGUUGCCAGGUUGAGCUGGGGAGGAGCACUCGCGAUCAGUGUGAGCGGAGAGCGGGCAUUGAAUCUCAAGGAGUUUCAGUUUCGUUUGUUCCAUUUCUCGUUGCGUUUACGUUGGUGUCUUUGUUUUGGGUUGCCGACCCCAGGGGACUGACACACAAACAGCACAGCAGAUGGAUCUGCUGUAAGCGGGUGCGGCCUCGCUAGUGGGAAGUGAAGAUCCCAGUUCUGAGUCCACGUUGGUCCCAAGUCCUGUUCAACCCAGCAGUUUACAAUGAAUAGAACCAUUCAAGUAUCUGAUCUACCCACGGGUAUCUCAAAACAGACUCUUGAAGAUAAACUCAUGAUACAUUUUUUACGGUCCAAGAAUGGAGGAGGCGAGAUCAUUGAUAUCCUGUUCCCACCAGAAUCGGCAACGUCUGCGCUCAUUACCUUUGAAGAGGCAGAAGUGGCUCAACGGGUCCUCAAUGUGGGAAAUCAUGUUCUUGGAAUUGCUGGGAAGCAUUACAAAUUAAAAGUAGAAUCGGCUUGUUCUGAGAUCAAAGUUGAUCAGAUCAUCUGUCAUAUUUCUAUGACAAUAGAUUAUGGAAAACUUCUCAGUGGAAAAAGAUUAAUGAAAUAUUUGCAGAAGAAACAUAGUAACGUCCAGUUUAGUUUUGAUCAGAAGGCAGAUAAGUGCAAUGUUGCUGGAAAUUUUUCUCAAAUACAGGAACUAAGUGGAGAAAUUCAUCAUUUGCUCAGUUUAAAACCCAACCAAACCAACAGUGGCUUUCAUGAAGCUGAGCAACUUCAAUAUGAUCACUCAGAAAACAGUGCCAUGGGUCAUUCAAACAGUAUCAGAAAACUUGCGAGGAAAUUAAGUAUAGACUCCAGUGUCCAGGAGGCGUUUCUAGAAUUACAAUCUAAAAAUGGGGCGCAAGGCUCUGACAAUGACAAUGUUAAAAGAGAUGCCAACUUUCAACAAGGCAGAGAGCAACAUACAGGGAAUAUUGAAGAUUACAUUUUAAUGAUGGAUUCUGAUAUUUACAAAUAUAUUCAGAAAUUUUAUAAAGACAGCUAUGAAAAUAUUCUUUGUCAGUACCAUGUAAAGGUGUUGGAUGUUACCAGUGAAGACAUCACCACCUUGAUUUUGCAAGAGACUUCUGACUGUGCAGACAGCAAGCUAUCAGUGUUGCAAGCACAUCAAGACCUUUCUAAACUCUAUCAGAGCUUUGAGUUUAGGCUUCGUAAGGAACAGAUUUACAAAAAUGAUAUAACUUCAAAUGUGUCUCUCCUUCAGACCAUCUGUGCAAGCCUCCAGGUACAAUUCCCUAAAAUGCAUUUAAGUGAAAAUGAAAACUAUUUGUACCUAAUAGGCACAUCAGAUGAUUGCUCCCUGGCUAAGAAGUACUUACAAGACUGCAAGGAAGAAUUUUCAGCAAAAUCUCAAAACAGUAAGCAUCCAGCUUCGAGGAGAGAUUCAGAAAGUGAUCAGGCUAGUGUCAGCACUAUACCACCGUCUCUGCAGGAAUUCGAUGGUAAUGAUGUGUUUGUGCAAGUGGGAAUCCGAAAGGCAGACGUCAGAAAAGAUCAUAAAUUGGCUCCAACCUUCAGUGGUAUAACGGAAAACACUGGUCCUUUGAAGACAGGGAGCAGACUAGCUGACGAUGACCUCACUUUAGAACCUGAGCAGACAUGUUCAGCUGAUAACUUACUGACAAGCCACAGUAUUGAGAUUAGUCAACAUGAUAACAAGCAUCACUCGACUUCAGAAACUUGGCAAAAACUGAAGCGCCGCAUUAGUGACAAUCAGAUGUUUACUUCUGCUGACCAAACAUUAACAAGUCCAACAGGGGAGUUUAUUGAACAUAAAAGAACAGGGGAAGAUUCUGUUACUAAGAUGGUCAAAGACUUAUCAGUAUUAAGUGUUCAGUCCAAGGAUCUUAAGAGUCCUGACAAAGCCAGUGAUAACUAUCUGUCCAAGGGACUUGAAAGCUCUUCCAUCGUUGGUACAAAUAAAGGGGACAAGUUUUUCCAGUACUCCAAGAGUAACAAAACCUGUGGUCCUAUCAAGCCAUAUCAUUUUGAAACAUCAGCUGGCACCCUCUUCCAUCAGGGAGACCUGCUAGGCAACAUGCAGACACUCCACUCUUUGACUUCCAAAGGUUCAGAUGUUCAUUCAUCCAAACCAUUACUGAGAAGGACCAGUAGCUCUUCAGAAUUAGUAAAAUUUAGGCAUUCCAGAGACAUGAGCAACAAUUUCCAGGGCAUAGUCAAAAGCAAACCUGUCGAACAAGAACAUAUCACUGAAGAGAUCCCAAUGGAGUCAGGUGUGUGGUCUUACCUGAAAGACAUUCAUGCUUCUUUCAUUAGAAGUAUCAACAGUAAAACUGACGUUGUGAUAAAUGAGCAGACCCAGGGAGAUAUAACAAUGGUGCACAUUACUGGAGUUAAAAAAGCGAAUAUCAUUGCUGUCAAGCAGGAAAUUUUGUCACUUUACACAUUGGUGAUGAAGAAUUUGGUUCAACAGUUUAUUUCAUAUGCAGAUCUUGGAAUUGAGCAGAGCAAUCAGAAAGCCGUAGAUCAGUGGUAUAGCAGUCUGAAAAAUAACUUUGCAAAAGUAAAAUUCAUUAGAGGACAGACAGGUUUCAAAAUUAUUGCCCCGUAUGAACAAUGCAUGAAAGUUAUAGAAACUUUCAAACUCAAGUUAAAAGAUCCAUUCUCCUCGACAGAUGUCUCCUUUGCAGCUUCUAAUCCAUACUCGUUCAUUGAUACAGAGACAUUCAAAGACACAGAGGGAAAGGUUCCCAGCAAAUUUACAGAACAUGCUUUAUCAUUGGGUCAGAGUUAUCAUGGUCGUAGGACUCCAGUGCACCACAUGGAUGAGACCAGCUUGAAAAAAGGUGAGAAACCAAAGGAAGAGUAUUCUUCGUUGGAGUCAGAUCGAGAACUUAUUGAAACUUUGGGUCACAGGAAGGUAGCAAGAAAUCCGAGAAAGAACUAUAAUUCCCAGCCAGAUGUGGAAGAGGAGGAGGAGAGUCUGAAGAAGCAUUCAAUUGAGCACAAUGGCACUGGGUCAAAUACAAGGCAGGAACACAAUCCAAUUCCAGAUCAGAAGAAAUCACCAAAGCCUUUUGAAGAAUACAGUAGUUUUUCAUUUCUUCAUGAUGUGGGGGAUUCUAAAAGUCAGAAGGUGAGCAAGCAGAUUGGAGAGGGAGAGGGAUUCAAGGCAAAGAAGAUGCUACCUGAUAAGUUCCAGAUUACAGCCAACAAGCUGGUGAAGGAAAGCCAUUGGCACAAUAGAGGAGAUGGCUUGCUUAGCAAUAGACUGGAGAGUGGCACACAGUCAUUACCAGUAUUUUCUUACAGUAGUACGUCAGUGCUGCAACAAAAUAGAGAUGGAUCAAAUACCUGUGAAGCGGCUACAGAUUCAGGAGUCCGAAUGCAAGAUGCAUCCACACAGCAGCAAGAUAACAACAGCAUGACAACAUCACAGGAAAGGAAAAUGUCGAGGAAUUCUCAGCAGAUUCAACUCAGAAGUCCAGCCAUUGGACUGGAUGCACAAGAACUAAACAAAUCAGCCACGUUGUGCAGUGCCUGUAAGAAAACUGGUUGCUGUCUAAGGCUGGCCUGUAAUCAUGGUUUGUGUAAGGAAUGUUACAGAAUCUCGGAAUCAUCUUGUCCAGUAUGUCACCAAACCGUACCUUCAAUUAAAAAUGAAAACCAGUGUCUGGGGACCAUGGAAUUGGCACAUCUGAACAUUUCUUUACCUGGAUUUAUUAGAGACCUGACCUUGAAAAUAACCUAUGACAUUCCGAGUGGUAUUCAAAGGGAAUGUGAUCCAAACCCAGGACAACCUUUUGAAGGUGGUUCCUUUCAGGCCUUUUUGCCAGAUAAUGCGAAAGGCAGAAAGGUCCUAAAGUUGUUAAAGGAAGCCUUUGCUAGAGGCCUGACCUUCAAAAUAGUAUCCGUUCCCUCAGGAUUGGCUCGGGUGACAUGGAAUGAUAUCCCUCACAAAACGAAGACAACUGGAGGAGUGUCUCAGCAAGGUUAUCCAGACUCUAAUUAUUUCAAGAAUAUUUUGGCAGCUUUGGAGAGCCAUGGUAUUCAAAUGAAGUCUGAAUUAUAAUGUUAGAUCAAUGGAAGCAACUUUAAAAUGUACAUUUUAUUAUAUGCUUAUUUCAAUUAUUUUUUAAAACCAAAAAAGGUCAAGAUAAAUAAGAUAUUAAAGAAAGCAAGUCUCAACUCAUGUGGAGGAAAUCUGCAACAAAAAAAAAUCUUUGCUUCACGCUGUUGUUUUUUGCCGAAAUUGUUAAGGAGUCUCAUUCCUUGGAUUCAAGAAUUAGCUCCAGUGUCAAUCCCAGUAAUUUCUAGUUUAGUUUACAUGUUUGCAAUGACAGAUUUUACUGCAAACUCUGGACUGUAAAUACUUUUCUUUUAAUAUUAGCAAUAUUCUAUCAUACUUGUAUGAACUUAUUAUGAAUCAAGAAUCUAAAUGACCAUGAAAUCAUUGUCAUUGUCAAUUGUUGGAAAAACUCAACUAGUUCACUGAUGUUCUUUAGGAUGGAAAUCUGCCCUCCUCACCAGGUCUGGCCCGCGGGCAACUCCAGACCAAUGGAAAUGUGGUCGAUUCUUAGCUGCCCCCUGGACAGUGAACGAUAGGCAUUAAGUGCUGGCCUUUAUUCAGUGAAAAAAAAAUUCAAUGCACAAAAGGUACAAUUUAGACAGUAAAUUUGGAUGCUACACCAAGAGAAACAUUUAAACAAGCAGUCAACCUGAUGAUACAGGUGACAUGGAAACCAGUGUUGUGACCAAAGAAUCAUUUUGGAACAAAUCAUUUAAAAUCAGAGUCUGCAAUCACCAAAGCAAUGGUGUUUGCCUGUCAAGAUUAGUAAGCUGUGUAUUAGGAGGAUUUCUUUUGAUCAUUCAUCUGAAGCAGUUUUCAACUUAAGAGGACCUUCAGCAGUGAUGUCUUAGUCCAGAACAAGAAACAAAGAUUAUAUUAAACCAGGAAUAAGUGAAGGAAACAUGUGUGUGUAAAAACUAAACAUAUACACUCCAAUGUGCAU